UACCUAGCUAUUUCCCAGCAACAGAUUGCAGGUGGCAGAGCAUUGAAAGUCUUAAGGGCAUUCCUUACUCCGGUUGCCUUCUAAUUAGACUUAAGGGCAGGGAGGAAACUCGGAGGACCUGGAAGGGAAUUCAGGAUGAAGGCAGAUGGUGUGAGAUCUCAAAUGGUAUGGAAGUGAACACUGAGGAGAGGAGAGGGAGGUGCUGGGAAAAGGUGGAGACUGAGAAGAGAGAGGAUGGGGGAGAGAGGACGUACUCAGACCUCAGCAGGACAACGUUCAGUUUACUCCUGUAAGGGCACUUCAGCUUUCAAUUUUGACAAGGUAGAGAGUUGUUUAAUCGUUGUAUGGAUAAGUAAACUUCUCUGUGCUUUCCUGCAAGACUUACAAAACAAAAGCCUGCAAGAAAUGUUGAGAAACUCUUGAUUUUUUUAAGAAAAAAAGAAAGACGGAGAGAGGAAGAGUCGAGCAGUUCAGGAUGAUGGACAUCGACUUCGUAACUUUCCUUUGCGAUUCACAGCAAUUGCCAAACUAAACCUGACCAGCAGUCCUACAGCAGUGAGAAGAUGAGGGCGUGUGCCAUGGACUGGUAAUGAAAUAAGGCUGCUCACAAAACAUUGAGGCACAUGAGACAAGAUUGACUGAGGGAGUUUCAGCGCUCUGGUGAUGAUCUUUGCAUUUAGAUGGGACACAAACACAUUGGUCCAAUAUUUAAGAGAAAUGAAUGUUUGGACACCCUGUGAAGAUGCUGCCUGAGGAUGUGACAGAUAUGGAUGACAUGAGAAAACAGGAGGAUGUCUUCUUUAAAAGCCAUAUUUUUUUAAUUUAUGGUUAAGGAACUAUGGGCUGCUCAUCUUGGGUGCAUCUCCACAUGACAAAAGUACAGUCAUGAUUUUAUAAGCCUCAGUGUUUAAGGAUUUUUUAAAAAGACAAUCCACCAUGUUUAAACGGUGGCUUUUAGCCCUGUUGGCCCGGGUUGGCCUCAUUGUGCUGGGCCUCUGCUGCUGUCUGUCCCUGUUCUACCUCCUGGCCUGUAAACCGACCUCUCACAGCAGCCAGCAGUCUCUGCUGUGGUCUGGAGGGGCCACCAGUAAGGAGGGAUACAUGGCCUUGUUGCAGGAGAGGGAGGACUCUCACAGACAUUACAUCAACAGCCUGACUAAGCAGAUAGCCCAGCUAAAGGAGGCUCUCCAGGAGAGGACGCAGCAGCUUCAGGAGUCCCUAGAUAAAGCUAAAACAAAAGGGAUUCUGCCUCAGGGUCUGAAGAGUCUGCACAAAACCUCAACACAGUCUGACCUGAAGGAGUUCUUCCACACCCAGCUGAACCAGGCGGAGGUGAACUCAGGUGCAAAGCUGCCCAGCGAAUAUGCCGUGAUUCCUUUUGACACUUUCACCCUGCGGAGGGUGUACCAGCUGGAGAUGGGGCUGACCAGGCACCCAGAGCAGAGGCCUGUGAGGAGAGACAGCAGAGACGAGCUGAUAGGCACAGUGGAAACAGCUCUGCAUGUCCUGAAUGGACCUCAACAACAUGCAGACAACACCGGGCGGAAGCGCACGUACGCCCCUCCAGACUUCAUAGAGGGGUUGACACGUACAGAGCGGGGCAGAGGAACCGUGUACGAGCUGAUGUUUAAAGGCGACGGCCCGCGCGACUUCACGCAGCUCGUGCUCUUCAGGCCGUUUGGUCCCGUGGUGAAGGUGAAGAGCGAGAGCGUGGACACGCGCAGCACGCUCAUCAACAUCAUCGUACCUCUUUCCAAGAGGGCGGACGCAUUCAGGCAGUUCAUCAGCAACUUCAGAGAAGUGUGCAUCCAGAAGGACGGCAGGGUUCAUCUCACUGUGGUCUACUUUGGUCGAGAUCAGAUAGACCAGGUGAAAGCCAUGCUGGACCAGACCACCAGAGAGACUCGGUUCAGGAGCUUCACUUUGAUCCAGCUGAAUGAGGAGUUUUCUCGUGGGCGAGGCUUGGACGUGGGCACCAGGGCUUGGAGGCGGAGCCAGAAUGUGCUGCUCUUCUUCUGCGAUGUUGACAUCCACUUUACCGUUGAUUUCUUAACUUCCUGUCGUCUCAACGCAGAGCCUGGUAAGAAAGUGUACUAUCCAGUGCUCUUCAGCCAGUACAACCCAUCUAUCAUCUACAGUAAUCAGACACGUCUACCCUCUGUUCAACAACAACUGGUGAUAAGGAAGGAAACUGGAUUCUGGAGAGACUUUGGGUUUGGCAUGACGUGCCAGUACAGGUCUGAUUUCAUCAACAUAGGUGGUUUUGAUCGUAACAUCAAAGGCUGGGGGUUGGAGGAUGUGCACCUGUACAGGAAGUACCUUCACAGUAAGCUGAUGGUGAUUCGCUCUCCGUCUCGCGGCCUUUUCCACUUGUGGCACGAGAAGAACUGCGCAGAUGAGCUCCCUCCAGACAAGUACAAGAUGUGUAUGCAGACCAAAGCCAUGAGCGAAGCCUCGCACGGCCAGUUAGGGGAGCUGUUCUUCAAACGAGAGAUUGAGCGUCAUUUGAACUCCCAGAGGCAGACAAACAAGGGAACAUAACGAGGACCAUUAAGUUGGGGUUGGUGAUGAGAUAAUAGGACUUUGGUGAUGUUAUUAGUCACUGUUAUGUGUGUUCUUGUUUUGGUUUUCAUUAUAAAUUAUGUUUACUUACAUUAAUUAUUCAGCUUCAAACAAAAGGUGAUUUACGAUGAUUAUUGUUCUCCAUAUGGACACAUAAACUGGGGGAAAACUGACAAAAACAAAUAAUGACUGAUAUUUUUGUGUCAAUAAAAGAAUGAACUGUA
Messenger RNA from Siniperca chuatsi (mandarin fish), 2786 nucleotides. Its product is annotated as chondroitin sulfate N-acetylgalactosaminyltransferase 1-like. Lineage: Eukaryota; Metazoa; Chordata; Actinopteri; Centrarchiformes; Sinipercidae. Gene Ontology annotation, molecular function: glucuronosyl-N-acetylgalactosaminyl-proteoglycan 4-beta-N-acetylgalactosaminyltransferase activity. The transcript is spliced from 11 exons. Gene Ontology annotation, cellular component: Golgi cisterna membrane. The coding region runs from base 937 to 2541 and encodes 534 amino acids. The record is from RefSeq and is a predicted model, not a curated record.